Molecule: messenger RNA, 1338 nt
Organism: Prunus armeniaca (apricot)
Lineage: Eukaryota; Viridiplantae; Streptophyta; Magnoliopsida; Rosales; Rosaceae
Source: the annotation of a GenBank genome assembly
AUGGCCGGAAGAAAAGAAAAAGAUAAGCACAAAGAACAAUACAGCCAGACCCCUCAAAUGCCCAGAAUCCUCCCUGCAUCAUUAAGCCAAACAUCCAUAAAAAAUGAGCCUGGUUCCUCUUCCUUUCCUAAGCUUGAGCCUACUUGCAUUACUCCUUUCCCUGGCCUUUCUCCUAUCCCUAUAGAUAAUCGAUUUAGUCCCUUAGGAUCUACAUUGAGCCAAAUGAGACCAAAUUACCAAUCUGCACUUACUUCCAGCUAUGAUCCUUUUGUACUUCCCCCUACUGCAACUCCACUUUCUUCUUCUACAUUUCGUCCUAAGACUUCUCCCUACAUUUCUAAAAGCACUGCUAAUCUUUUUAUUGUUGAGCCACAUGUGUCCGUUUCCAUGAGCCCUGCAAUGAUUGCCCUGAACCAUUUUCCCCCGGGAUUUCAUUAUCUUCCUCACAGCCCAUACAAGUCCCUUAAAUUCUAUAGAGAAAUACUACAUGAGACUAAAUCUGUUGAUAUUAAGCCUAUCCGUGAUAAAAUUGAUCCCCAGAAAAUUAUAUAUCAUUCUCUUUACAUUUACCAAAUCCUGAAUCAAAAGAGUUGGGGUGCACACCCUUAUGAAUUAAGAACCCUUCCAUCUAAAUUACAAUACAAUUAUGCUGAUUAUGUUGAGUCUUGGUACUACAUAUUCCUACAUCAAACUCCUGAUUUUACACAUUCUUGGUUUAUUAAUUUUGAUAAUAAAUUCCGUUGUGAGCUUCCCUACUGGUUCCUUCAUUGGUGGGAUACCCAUGGUCCUAAAUCUGAAAUUAUUCCUUUGCAAAUUACUGAGCUUAUUACUCUCUUCUCUUCUAAAGUAAAACUUCAUGAGCGUGAUUUAUUUUUUCCCAUGCCCCUACUUUUCUUUACUUGUUAUAAACUUCCUUGGAUUAUGAAGUGGUCUUACAAUAUUAAUUGGGAAACUCGUAUUUUUUCUCGUCAAUUUUCUGUUAAAUGGUGGGAUCGCUUUGAGGUCCACCGUAUUGCUGAAUAUUUUUACAGAGAUUUUCCUAAGCCUAUUUACCCGAAGCAUGAACCUGAGCCUACUUCACCUCACUCCUCUCAAACGAGCCUUUCGGUAGAAGGCAAAUCUAAGACUGAGCUACAAGAUAUGGCUAAACAAUUACUUCUACAAGCCUCGCAGAUGCAAGAUGAUGAUGAAGACAAUGAGUCUCAAUCCUCUUCCAACUGUCAACCUCGCCAGCAAAGCCCUAGCCCAAGCCCUGAUAGACCCAUGAGAUGGUCUGACUAUCCUCAUGGUCAAGACCCUAAUGAAGCCUACACCUCUUAUGAUUUGAAUUCAGACUAA